GGUCGAAAUGAGCUCGGUGGCAUCUUCUGUUGGUACUUGCAGUCCCAGAAAGCUCAGUACUCUACCACGGAAGGAUUUCAAUACACCUGAAACGUCAAGAAUCAAAAUCUUAAACCCUGCCCAGAAAAGCUCACCUUCUUCUGAACAGGUUCUGCAGCUAAAUAAUGAGAAGCCAAGUUUAUUAAGGAGAAGAGAAGCAAUUGGUUUUGGCUUUUGCUUUGGCCUUGUUGAUGUGCUCAUGCCAGCUCAACCCACUGAAGCAGCUGAAGUUGCUCCUUGUGAAUUUACUGUAGCUUCUUCUGGACUAGCUUAUUGUGACAAAGUAGUGGGAUAUGGAGCUGAGGCUGUUAAGGGACAAAUGAUUAAGGCACACUACACUGGGAAAUUGGAGAAUGGCAAGGUGUUCGAUAGUAGCUAUAAUCGUGGGAAGCCCCUUACAUUCCGCGUUGGUGCUGGUGAGGUAAUCAAAGGGUGGGACCAAGGUAUUCUUGGUGGCGAUGGAAUUCCUCCCAUGCUUGCUGGGGGGAAACGGACCUUGAAGAUCCCUGCAGAACUUGCAUACGGUGCACGGGGAGCUGGAUGUAGAGGAGGUUCGUGUAUCAUUCCUCCAUAUUCAGUUCUUUUGUUUGAUGUGGAAUUCAUUGGCAAAGCAUGAGAAGUGCCAAUGAGUCGGCCACACUAUCAGUGUCUCAGUCGAUCGAUCACCUAAAUUUUCCCUUCUUUUUGCCUCUACCUCUUGUGAAUGGUUUCUCAACGGUGAGACGGGAAGUGUUUCGGCUGUUCUUGGAUGCCAUCACUGAUGAGAAGAUGAUUAGUUACCUUUUCUGGUUGUUUGCACAGUCUAUAAACUAUUUCUGCCUUGGGACUCUUGUCUUGAUGUUAUUGAGCACCAAACUCAGCUUAUCCAUUAU
This is a messenger RNA of Fragaria vesca subsp. vesca, 911 nucleotides long. Its product is annotated as peptidyl-prolyl cis-trans isomerase FKBP13, chloroplastic-like. The transcript has 5 exons. Gene Ontology annotation, cellular component: chloroplast. The record is from RefSeq and is a predicted model, not a curated record. Bases 8 to 655 code for a protein of 215 amino acids. NCBI's taxonomy places the organism in Eukaryota, Viridiplantae, Streptophyta, Magnoliopsida, Rosales, Rosaceae. Gene Ontology annotation, molecular function: peptidyl-prolyl cis-trans isomerase activity.